This is a messenger RNA of Bolinopsis microptera, 1852 nucleotides long. RefSeq lists its product as uncharacterized. The coding region runs from base 166 to 1638 and encodes 490 amino acids. Gene Ontology annotation, molecular function: protein binding. The transcript has a single exon. Lineage: Eukaryota; Metazoa; Ctenophora; Tentaculata; Lobata; Bolinopsidae. The record is from RefSeq and is a predicted model, not a curated record.
AAUUGUUAAAUCAAAUAUAUUAAACAUUCUGAAAUGUGAGUACCAAAUUGUUCAUUAUUCUAAUAAUGUAGCCGGUCCAUUUGCAUUGUACAAUCUAUUAUGAUUCGCAUUCAAAUUGAUGCUGUAUUUAAUCAUAUGUUCUUCAGGGAUGGGCAUAGACCCUAAAUGGCACUAUCAACUUUACGCCUAAGAGAAACCCAGGUCACUCAGCCUGGCAUCCGUCAGUAUGCUGACAAAACCGCCCGACCAACACCUCAAGACUUACAAGAAGUCAUAACCCUCAGCAAAGGUUUGAGACAACUCAAAGUUACAGACAAACCAGACUUUAUCCCCAAGAAGCCGGUCUUACCUGGGAUUCAAGCUGGUUCAGUCAAGUUAACAGAUUGUGAUGAACUUGAAAUAGACCCUGAGUUGGAUGAUAUAUGUAAGGGGGUAUCUGAGGAGGGGGUGAAGGGGUUUUUGAAGAAAUCCCAGGUCAUGUUGAACGUCUUACAUCACUGGUGGUGGGCGGAUACCAACUCUCUUGAGUUUCUAAACUGGUGGUUCACCAAGUUAGGACUGGAGCAACGUGUGGACUGGUUCAAACUGGAGUGCAGCAUUUUGCUGGAGGAAAUAUCUAACUCUGUUCAGACUCGUGUUUCCAGACAGAAAGUCAUGGAGUUUUUGUUGUGUGUACUUCACGAGCAUCCUAAUCAGUUUUGCAGUGAGAGCGAGAUUAAUAGACUUCCCGACAUGAUAGAGACACUUGUUGCUAGUGAUAAGAGGGACUAUUGCGAACUGUUGUCACAUGUCAAGUGUAAAACCUCAAAACCAGAAACGGUACUUGGGUUGAGAACGUAUACUGUUAUUGGUGUAUGUUAUGCUGCUGUCAGUUUCUAUCGCAAACUUGUCACUGAAAAAAUACACUCAGAAAACAGACCAACAUCUCGUUCCAGGACAGGAAUUUCUGGAACGUUAAGCAGAGAGAAAACUAUGCGACCUGGGUCUAGUUUAGGUCGUCCUGGAUCUAGUAAAGGACGGCCUGGUUCGGCUAUGUCUCCUGAUUCUCGCCCCACCACUGCACAGAAUAUAGACAGAGUAGAACAGCACAACAUUGGGCGGGCAUUUGAUGCGGUUUUGUGCGGAUUUGUAGAAGUUCUGAAAUACAUGUUUGACAAGGGAUAUGUUGAUGGUCUGGUUACAGAUAACCAGGGCAGGAGUCUCAUAUUUCUUGCUACACUUUAUAAACAACACUCUGUACUGAACUAUCUCGUCUCCGAAACCAACUUUACCCCGUCAGAUGUUAACAGUGUUGCUGACAAUGGCAACACUCCGCUCCAUGUCGCUGCUUCAGCUGGAAACUCACUCGCUCUUAACAUCCUCCUAAAAGCAGGAGCAGAUCCGCAUCUCUUCAAUCCAGAAUCUAACGGUGCUACACCGCUCCAUCUGGCGGUACUGCAGGACAGUAUAGAUUGUGUUGUGUUGUUAUUGGGGACUGGAGCUGACCCACUCAUUAGAAUGGGUUGCCCGGCUGACACUAGUGCUAUCGAGCUCGCUAAACAACUUGACCACAGUGAUAUCCUCAAGUUACUUAUUGGUGCUGUUGAAGUAAGACCUGGAAGUUCGCUGUAUGUUGAAGGUAUGGAGGUGGACAGUUGAAUGUUGAGAUCUUAAUCAAAAGGGGUGAACGAUUUUGAUGUUCUCAAAUUUAUAUUGCUUUGUUUUGGUGUAUUUAGUAUUUCUUAUAGCUGGAUAGCUUGGAAUAUUUCCAAAAUGUCGGUGCAUGUGGUUACGUUUUAUUUGCAUUUAAAUUUACUAUUUUUCUGUUCUUCAUGUUAACGAAUUAAAAUUGGAUGGAUUGAUAUUUUCUAAA